AUACCCCCCCUCCCCUAACCAACGAACAAAGCACUGCCUCCUAGUCUUCAUCCUUGACUUCACCAUUACACUAUCGCGGUGUCGGUGGGUUUGCUCCGGCAACCUGAAUUCUGCAGACGACAUCCAUACACUUCCGAUACUCAUCGCUUGCCGCGAAACAUAUGGCUGGUUUUCGUCUCAUCUCAUUAGCCACUCUCUUCUUUGUUCUCUUGAUUGCUACUACCGCUUUUGCUGAGAUCCGAUCCACCAAGAUCCGAUCCGAUGCCCGAUCUGCCAUACCCUUCGACGAAUUUGGGUUCACACACUCCGGCCGUCUUAACCUCUCCGUCACCGGCAUCUCAUUCUCCGUACGGAAAGGUCAACCGGAUCCGCCCCUUUCCCAGCUAGGGUUCUUCCUCUGUACCCUAGAUGCCUGGAUUCACGUCCUCGAGCAGCUCCAAGCCGGGGAAAUCCCAUGCACACUCGAAUCGGAACUUAUAAAAAAGGUCUUCACUUUCGAUCAGAUCAAACCAUCUACGCAUGAGUUCAGCACAUCCUUCAAGGUAUCGGAGGCAAACCAGUUCACGCUGGUGUUCGCUAAUUGCGUCCCAGAUGUGGAAGUUUCCAUGAAUGUUAACUCAGUGAUGUAUAAUUUCAACCCGAAAACGGGUCAGCUUGAUUUUCUUUCCGCAGGCAAGGCAUCUCUACCGGCUAUAUACUUUCUGUUUUUCUUGGUGUACAUGCUUCUGGCCGUUUUUUGGAUCUAUGCACUUUACCAGAAACGCUUAUCUGUGUAUAAAAUCCAUUUCUUCAUGCUUGCUGUUGUGAUUAUGAAGGCUCUGAAUUUAGUGUGUGAGGCUGAGGAUAAAUCAUACAUUAAGAGGACCGGAACUGCCCAUGGGUGGGAUGUUGUGUUCUACAUAUUUAGCUUCUUGAAGGGGAUAUCAUUGUUUACUCUGAUUGUUCUGAUUGGGACUGGUUGGUCAUUCUUGAAGCCAUACCUGCAAGAUAAAGAGAAGAAGGUGUUGAUUGUAGUCAUCCCAUUGCAAGUUGUGGCCAAUGUGGCUCAGGUUGUGGUGGAUGAGACAGGACCGUUUGGUGAGAGCUCAUAUACAUGGAAACAGGUUUUCUUGCUAGUGGACAUAAUCUGCUGUUGUGCGGUAUUGUUCCCCAUCGUGUGGUCCAUAAAGAACUUGCGCGAGGCUGCCAAGACGGACGGAAAGGCUGCAGUGAACUUGAUGAAGCUGACAUUGUUUAGGCAGUACUAUAUAAUUGUGAUUUGCUACAUUUACUUUACCAGGGUUGUGGUCUAUGCCUUGGAGACUAUUACUUCCUACAGAUAUCUGUGGACAAGUGUUGUUGCUGCUGAGUUGGCUACACUUGCUUUCUAUACGUUCACUGGAUACAACUUUAGGCCUAAAACUCACAACCCUUAUUUUGCCAUUGAUGAAGAUGAGGAGGAAGCUGCUGCUGAAGCGCUCAAGCUUGAGGAUGAAUUUGAAUUGUGAGUAGUUUUUGUUUUUAUUGGAAUUUGUGGAGAUAGAGAAAUGUCAUGGCAUGUCAACUGAGUUUUAGUUUUUUAUGCAUAGCGGUACAUCCUCCUGUACUUUGUUGUUCCCAUAUACUACUUAUAAAAAUAUUUGUUUAUGUCCUCUAUCGGAAUCCUAUUGUCGAAAACCCUUGGAUCCUGAUUACUACAUUUCAUUAAAGUGACACUAUUUUAUGUCUGAUAUAUACUCCGUAUUUUGUAGAUAGAUAAGUGUGGCUUUGCCAUUCAGCAGUGAGCUACAUACAUCAAUGUGUAUGCAGUGUGCUUUAAUGUCCUUAUUUUGCUGAUCU
Messenger RNA from Cuscuta europaea, 1818 nucleotides. The record is from the annotation of a GenBank genome assembly. NCBI's taxonomy places the organism in Eukaryota, Viridiplantae, Streptophyta, Magnoliopsida, Solanales, Convolvulaceae.